AUGGCUCUCGCACCGACUUACGCUGCCCACCGCCUGCUGCCUGCCGCUGCUGGCGCGCAUACGCUCGAGGUGUUUCUUGACUAUACCUGUCCGUUCUCGGCCAAGAUCUGGCGCAGGCUGACCAAGGACGUUAUCCCGUAUCUUGCCUCCGCUGAGCCCAAGGUGCAGCCAUGGCACCCAGCCUCAACGCUGCUGCACGAGGCCAGCCUGGCGGUCGAGAAGAUCAACCCCUCGGCCUUUUCGCUCUACUCGACCGCGCUCUUUGAGCACCAGCACGAGUUCUUCGACGAGGCUACUGUCGACAUGACGCGCUCAGACAUCGUCAACGCCGUCGAUGACACGUUGGCGGCCGGCGAGCCCAAGAAUGGGGGCAACGCCGUAACCAACGACCUAAAGUACCACAUAAAGCUGGCCCGGGCGCAGGGAAUCCACGUCUCGCCCACUGUGGUGUUUGACGGGAUCCGCGACGACGGCGUGUCCAGCUCGUGGACCCUGGAACAGUGGAAGGCCUGGCUCGCGCCUAGGCUCUGA
Molecule: messenger RNA, 531 nt
Organism: Linderina pennispora
Lineage: Eukaryota; Fungi; Kickxellomycota; Kickxellomycetes; Kickxellales; Kickxellaceae
Exons: 4
Coding region: 1-531 (176 amino acids)
Source: RefSeq, a predicted model, not a curated record